Danaus plexippus (monarch butterfly) is the source of this 2896-nucleotide messenger RNA. RefSeq names its product serine/threonine-protein kinase polo (gene polo). Lineage: Eukaryota; Metazoa; Arthropoda; Insecta; Lepidoptera; Nymphalidae. Gene Ontology annotation, cellular component: centrosome; cytoplasm; spindle pole. Gene Ontology annotation, biological process: regulation of cytokinesis; mitotic cell cycle; protein phosphorylation. Gene Ontology annotation, molecular function: protein binding; ATP binding; protein serine/threonine kinase activity. The transcript is spliced from 11 exons. The coding region runs from base 240 to 2051 and encodes 603 amino acids. The record is from RefSeq and is a predicted model, not a curated record.
AAGUUGCCAUAAAUAAAAUUACAUUUAAAUUAUAGAGUAGCAACAUUAUUUGCUACCAGUGUACUUUUCCGCUAUUGGCUCUCACAAUAAACCGUUCAAAAUUCAUUACAACUGCCUUCAAAGUUCAAACGAUUUGCCGUUUGAAAUCUCUUUUGUGAAUUUGUCAACAAUCAUCAAUAUCUUUGCUUAUAAUUGUUAUCGUUUUAUUUGAUUUUACUCUAUUUUUAAGUUAAUUUAUAAUGACUUCGAUCAAAGAAGACGAAAAGAAAGAAAUUCCUGAAAUUAUUCACGAUCCUCAAACAAACAGCACAUAUCAGAGAUUAAGAUUCUUUGGAAAGGGUGGAUUCGCAAAAUGUUACGAAAUACAAGAUAUAGCUACGAACCAAAUCUAUGCUGGAAAGAUUGUUUCAAAGAAACUUAUGGUCAAAUCCAGUCAGAAGGAGAAAAUGUCACAAGAGAUCUCAAUCCAUCGGUCGUUGCAGCACAAACAUGUUGUUGGCUUCCACAGCUUCUUUGAAGACUCUCUUAAUAUUUACAUUGUACUUGAGCUGUGUAAGAGACGGUCCAUGAUGGAGUUACAUAAGAGAAGAAAAGCCAUCACCGAGCCAGAGACAAGGUUCUACAUGCAUCAGAUAUUACUGGGAGUGCAGUAUCUGCAUAGCCGAAGAAUUAUUCAUAGGGAUCUCAAGCUUGGUAACCUAUUUCUUGACGAUGACCUUCACGUCAAGAUCGGGGACUUUGGUCUUGCUGCUAAGAUUGAAUAUGAAGGGGAAAGAAAGCGCACGUUAUGUGGCACACCAAACUACAUAGCACCGGAAAUAUUGACUCGAGACGGUCAUUCCUUUGAAGUGGACAUUUGGAGCUUGGGCUGCAUCAUGUACACCCUGAUGGUCGGAAGACCACCAUUUGAAACGUCAACUCUAAGAGACACAUACAAAAGAAUCAAGCAGUGUGAAUAUAGAGAGGGGAUUUCCCUAGCUCUGCAGGCAUUCUCUGGGCCCUGGCAAGAGAUUGGCACACGUUAUGCUCAGGCUGUAGUCAACAAUAACACGAUCAAUCAACGCUACAGGAUUCCGUCGUCGCUCCGUAAGCCAGCCAUCUCUAUGAUAGGCUUGCAGUUACAAGCUAAGCCGUCCCAACGUCCGUCUGUGGACAAGCUGCUGCAACACGAGUUCUUCUCGUCCGGUAUCAUGCCGGCAGCUCUGCCACUGUCCUGUCUAACCACCGCCCCGAGAACCGAUCAGCUAGAAGGCGUUACAUUGCACAGGCGACCUCUCAACGAGGUCAAUACAAAUGAUCAGAUCAUGGCGGUCGACUCGCCGGUGAAGCGGGGCCCAGGAUUGGAACCGCGAGCCGUCGACCCGACCUCACACAGGCUCAAUCUGAUACUACUACGCGAUCAGCUCGCUACUUUACUGGGCGGCAAGCUGAAAUGCCGUCGGGAUAGUCUGAACGACGACAUGUGUGACCCGUCGUCUCAGCCGCUGGUUUGGGUGGGCAAGUGGGUGGACUACAGCGACAAGUACGGCUUCGGUUACCAACUCUGCGAUGAGAGCGUCGGGGUCAUGUUCAAUGACACUACCAAACUCAUCAUGCUCGCCAACGGAGUGAAUGUCCAUUACAUUAACCGGCAGGGCCAAGAACAGUACAUGACGAUGCGCGAGUACCCGCAAGAGUUGGACAAGAAGAUGAAACUGCUCACAUAUUUCAGGAGAUACAUGACUGAACAUCUCAUGAAAGCUGGGGCGUCUGUGCCAGUUCGAGAAAGUGACGGUCUGUCACGAUUGCCGCAUCUAGACCGAUGGUUUAGGACUACAUUGGCAGUCAUCAUGUACCUUACGAACGGAACACUACAGAUAAAUUUCCAAGAUCACACCAAGAUAAUACUCUGUCCUCUGAUGCAAGCCGUCACAUACAUAGACGUCGAGAAGAACUUCAGAACAUUCCGUUUUAGCACAAUCGAGAAGCACGGCUGUGAUAAAAAGUUGUACGCUAACCUGACAUAUGCACUGGAAAAAAUUAAAAGUGUAUUAGCAAAUAAACUGUGCUAGUCCCAAAUAUUAAAAUCUUUGACUAUGGACGUAGUAUUUGUUUAAAAUAUAAUGAAUUGAUUCUCCGCACAACGCAACAUGUAAAAGCCGAUGUGCUUUCUGUGCACUUUUAUGUAUUAAAUUUGUUUUUCUUAUUUUCAUAUAUAUUCGCGUCCCCUCGCCGUGCCCGCACGUUGGGGACGUCUAGAUUAAUUUUUUCCCAUCAAUCCGUUUGGAUGUCUCAUAGUCUAGUAAUAUUUAUUUCGCUAAAGCGCGCGGAUCAUGCGGCAUUGGCAGCAAUCAAUUUCGAUGCACGCACACUAAAUUAUGAUUUAUCGACAUUUAAGGAAUUGAAUUGUUACAUUUCCUCAUUAUUAUUUACCGAUACUAUUUUAGGAUACAUUGUAUUAACAUUCAUAUAAUGCGCCUCUGUAUGUUGUUCGUUGGAUAAGUUGAAAUUUUUAGUUUGGAUACGUAUUUCGGACCUUUGUAGGAGUAAAUAGUGCACCAUGACUGAGCGGCCGGGUGCUAGCUGUUACUAUUAUUUGGAUCUUUUUAUUUAGUUUUAGAACUAUUUUUUUUUAACAUAAUGUGCUUCACCAGCAUCUUUGCUUGUCAGAUUUAAAAAGAAAAAGUUAUGUAUUCAUAAAUUUUCUACUCGCUCUAUAGAUAUUUCUAAUAUAUUCAUAUUGUUUGGUUGCUUGAAGAUUGUAUUACUUGCGGAAUGUAUUUUUCUGAUAGAAACAUGACCAGUAUUAAUAUAAAGUGGAUGCUCUUGAAGCACUUGAAAUUUGUAACUUAACAUUAAUUGGGGGUAUGUCACCUCUUGUAACAACAUUUGACAAUAAAGUUAUUAGUAACAAAAA